AAUAUACACACCUUGGAAGAGUUUAUUGGAACAUUUGAAACAUUAAAACUCCAAAAGAAACAAUAUGUAGAAAAUUAUGACAAUCCCAUUCAUUACCGACGAAUCACAGAAUACACAUCAACACCCGUCGCAGCCCAUCCUGUUAAUCAAGAUGGCGUGUUUCCGCCCCUUUAGAUCGAGAACGGCAUUUUGAUGUUGGGUUAAGUCUACAUUUGAUUAAAUAAAGUGUAUUUUAAGAUAAACAGUACAUUAGAGUUUACUUAUUAAUAUAUUAUGGAAUUUUUCAGUAAUCACGUCUUCCUAUAAUUUAGAUCGAGGCGCGGAGUUUGAUUGACCAUAGCCUCACAUGUUCCUACUUAAUGAUGUAUUAUACGCUAAAUUAACCAUUCGAUGAAACCAAAGCAAUAAUAUUUUACAAUAUAAUUGAAAAAAAAAUGUAUUCCCGUUCGACGAAACCAGAUAAUAGGGUUAAUCCUUGAGAACAUUGUUUUGAAUGGCUACUGUUUGACUGAAACGUAAGAAUGUUUACCGAAAUUAAUUGCAAUAUGAUAGAAUGAUAUAAGCAUUGAGUUUAAAUAAUAUUCAGUGGUCUCUUAUUACUCGGUUAACGGUUUUUCACUUUAAUAUCAUUUCACGUGCAAUUGAUUGCCAUCUCCUCAUCGCAUCGCUGUAACGUUUGCAAAUAGGCAGUUGGCCUCGAUAAUAGUUUAACAGAGUAUAUAGUGUGAUUCAUAAUGAGUUUCAGAAAACGUUUUACUUUAGCUUUAGUGCGAAAUGCUGAAGAAGUUUUACUGGGGUUAAAGAAAAGAGGUUUUGGUGAAGGAAAAUGGAAUGGAUUUGGGGGUAAAGUGGAAGCAGGUGAAAGUAUUCAUGAUGCAGCUGUAAGAGAACUCAGGGAAGAAAGUGGCUUGAUUGUAGAAAAUCUGAAGUACAUUGGCAUUCUUGAUUUUGAAUUUGCUGGUGACCCCAAAAUUUUGGAAGUUCAUGUAUUUACUACAAGUCAAUUUACUGGACAACUUGUAGAGAGUGAUGAAAUGAAACCUCAAUGGUUUUCCAUUCAAGAUGUACCUUUCGCAAAGAUGUGGCCUGAUGAUAAAUUCUGGUUCCCACUCUUUCUCAAAAGUGAAAUGUUUAAAGGUUAUUUUUUUUACAAAGAUCAAGAUACAAUUGGGCAUUAUACCCUUUCUGUUGUAGAUGAACUACCUAGUGAAAACAUAAGUAAAAUGUUGGAAUUAUAAUAGUGCAGUCUGAAUUUACGUGAAUAAUGACUUUGGACAAUUACUUCAGAAUGAAAAAACUUGUGUUUAUUGUGACGAUCUGUAUAAUUUCAUCAACCUGAACUUCUUGAAAGAACAUCAAUAGUAUCUUUAUUAUCAUCAUCAUCAUCAUCAUCAUCAUCAUCCUCACCAACACAAUGAGCAGGACUGAAGCAAAAGCUGUGCCGGCAUAGAACAAGAAUGGGCAUUUCCUUCCAUCUUCCUUCUUAUCUGUUAGAAAUGCAAUAAGACACACAAUAAAUACAGCAUAUAAAAUAUAUCUAUGAAAUAAAAUUUGGUUAAAAAGUCAUUCGAUUUUUAUUUAGUUGAUAUGGUAAUGUAAAUGUUAAAGGCUGAAAACAGUAAAUGACAAUAUAUUCGCCUUAAAAUAGUUUUAAAUGAUGUUCUAUAUGAGGGCAAUAAUUGUGCUGGAUUAACAAAAGAUGCAAAAUGUUCCUUCUCUAAUCUUUUUAUGGGAAAAACCUUAUUUCAUUGAAAUUAUUCCUACCUGCCCAAGUUGUGG
Molecule: messenger RNA, 1779 nt
Organism: Gryllus bimaculatus (two-spotted cricket)
Lineage: Eukaryota; Metazoa; Arthropoda; Insecta; Orthoptera; Gryllidae
Source: the annotation of a GenBank genome assembly